This is a messenger RNA of Dermatophagoides pteronyssinus (European house dust mite), 676 nucleotides long. Its product is annotated as electron transfer flavoprotein regulatory factor 1-like. The record is from RefSeq and is a predicted model, not a curated record. Gene Ontology annotation, cellular component: mitochondrion. Gene Ontology annotation, biological process: respiratory electron transport chain. Lineage: Eukaryota; Metazoa; Arthropoda; Arachnida; Sarcoptiformes; Pyroglyphidae.
AAACAUACCAAUAUUUGUACACUGUACCUUUGUCGUAUAAACAAAAGAAUCUAUUUGACAAUUUUUAUAUUUUUCUUUUGAAUAUCAAAAAAAAAACUAUUCAAAAACUACAAUUUCCAUGUAUCCACCAUCGAUUUCUUGCACAAUAAAAUUAACAACAAUGGUCAACGGUGCUCUUGGUGGACCAAAUGUUCAACGACAAUUACGAUUACAGGUGUUGAAUCUAUAUAAAACGCUUCUUUAUUAUGGCCGAGAUUAUCCAUUAGGUUAUAAAUAUUUUCGUGAUCGUUGUCAUAAAGCAUUUGUUAAAAAUCGUGAUGAAACUGAUCCACAACAAAUACAGAAACAUAUUUCACGUGGUGAAUUUAUUAUUAAAGAACUUGAAGCAUUAUAUCGUUUAAGAAAAUAUCGUUAUUUAAAACAACGUUAUUAUCCGGAAAAAUUGGAAGAUGAUGAUUUAGCUGGUAAAAUUGAUCCAAAAUUAAUGUUGAAAAAAUUUGAAGCUAAAACAGCAACAACAAGUCAACAACAACAACAAUCAUCAACAGUAAGAUCAUCAUCAACGGUAACAGAAUCGAUUAAAGAGGAGAUUAAACAAUAGUAAACAAAUGAAUGAAUGGCUAAAACAUGAAUAUGUUUCAUUCAUUCGAUACUCAAUAAUAAUUUGAAAAAAAAG